AUCUUUGCGCAUCGGGAUCGUUCCGGGCUCUCACACAACCUACAUAAUUACAAAACACAAAGCACCGGGCGUUGCUCACUUUUUUCUGGCUUCAUUAGCUUGUGUCUCUUAGGCUCAUUCUACUGUCACUGUCCCUCGACGCAAUAAGCGCUUGACGGCUCUAUCGCUUUCCUAAAAAAGAACCCGCCCCUCUUCCUUUCCUCUCUCAAUGGCGAAGACCGACAAGCGACUUGCUGCAUCAGUAAACCGACGGAAUUCCGACCUUCCUACCAGCGUGACAAUUGUCAAUGAAUCCACACCGCUUGUCCAGAAACAUGGCGGCGGACAGACAGCCCUACGUUCCCACCAGCAGCAACAACAACAACAACAACCAGACUACAAAGUAAUUUCGUUGAGCAACGAUCCUGCUACAUUUAAGAAGGAAAUCCAUGGUCUAUUACUGCUAGUACUCUCUGCUAUGGCCUUUACGUUCAGCGCUCUCUUCGUCAAGCAAUGCGGCACCAGACUACCCUCUUUUGAGAUUGUGUUUGCUCGCUCAGCUAUUCAACUGGUUCUGGCGCUUGCAAGCUGUGCUUUACUACGAGUAAAUCCAUUCGGAAGCAAAUCCGGAGUGCGGAUAUGGCUAAUUGUAAGAGGAUUUGUCGGGUCCAUCGGCUUGAUACUCUUUUUCUACAGUCUUACAAAACUGACUUUGUUGGAAGCAACAGUCAUGUUUUUCCUAGGUCCCGCUUUCACAACAGCCUUGGUUGCUGUCCUGUUUAACGACACAUUUACAAUCUUUGAUGGCUUUUGCUCGAUUCUUUGUACUGCUGGCGUCAUUCUGAUAUCUCAACCACGACACUUGUUUGGCAGGCGCAAUGACGACAGCUCAUCUUCUAGAGAUAUGGAGCGAGCAUUUGCAAUUAUAUGCGCGUUGACAGGUGCCUUCAUGUCCGCCGCUGCUUAUGUUGCCGUACGAAAAGUCGGGAAAGGCACUCAUUUCAUGGUACACGUAUUUUACGUCGGUUUGAUUGCAACGAUCAUUAGUCCGAUUGGCAUGUUUGCGUUUCAAAAGUUCGUUUCGCCUCAAGACCACUUGUUAAAUGACUGGAUCCACUUGGGCCUCGUUGGCAUGUUGGCGUUUAUAGGACAGUGCCUUCUUAAUCAAGGUUUAAAGCUUGCACCUGCUGGUCCAGGAACCUUAAUGCGAAUGAGUGAAGUUUUCUCCGCCUAUGUUGUGGGUGCGUUUUUUCUCCAGGAACAUCCUAAUCUUUAUACCAUUCUGGGAGCUGCACUUAUCGUGGGCAUGACCACUGCGGUUGGAAUUCAUCGCUGGCAAGUUGUUACAGCCAGGAAAGCUGCUGCUAUUCAGCGUCGUCAAUCACGAGAACGCAUUCGCUCUCAUUCCUCUGGUACCACAGACCAUCGCUAAAGGGGAGGGCACCAAGAGAUAAAAGUACUUGUUAUAUACACAUUUUUAUCAUUGCGUUUUCCAGUUUACCAUUGUAGAAAAUAUAUAUCCCAAUUACCCUAUACACCACAUGUAAAUAUACACAUAAAAGGAUUCAUCAACUCUUUCAUAUAUGCGC
This is a messenger RNA of Zychaea mexicana, 1568 nucleotides long. RefSeq lists its product as uncharacterized. The coding region runs from base 209 to 1411 and encodes 400 amino acids. Gene Ontology annotation, cellular component: membrane. Lineage: Eukaryota; Fungi; Mucoromycota; Mucoromycetes; Mucorales; Lichtheimiaceae. The transcript has 4 exons. The record is from RefSeq and is a predicted model, not a curated record.